AUGUUCUGGCUCAGACGCAACCGGCACUUAUUCCAGAUGGAGAUCUUCAAGCCCGCGACCGUGAGCUUGACGGCGCGAGAUAGAAGAUAUGCGAGAGCCGUCGAGGCGUGUUUUAGUGGGGCGCAGCUGAGGACGCUCGUAUGCCAGUGCCACGACGAUUAUAGGCUGAUGAACAAGCUCAUUAUAGACUCGACGGAAGUGUUCAGGAGGAAACCCGCUAAGUACAGUUUCGAUGGUUAUGCGGUCGAGUAUGUCAAGUCUCCCGACGGGCUGUAUAAAUUCUUGAGCAUGGACGUGCAGUUGCACCGGACGCCCAUCACCCUGAACCCGAUCAACCACCAACAAUACGAAGACAUCGUGCCGAUCAUCUUCAACCCCGGCAGCAGGAACUUCAUCACGAAGAUGACAAUGAACAGGGACUGGAGAGAGACCCAGCUCCGCGCCGGCGGUGAUCUCGCUGGCUUGGUACCCAAGCUUGACUACCUAUACCGCAUGGGGGUCAGAGGAAUAUUCAUCUCUGGAACGCCCUUCUUGAACAUGUUAUGGCAGGCUGACAGUUAUUCUCCACUCGACUUCACCGUUCUCGAUCCCCAUUAUGGCACAAUCGACGACUACAACGCAAUGAUCUCCGAGGUCCACGCCCGCGGAAUGUACGUUAUGGCGGACUUUACAGUCGGUACCAUGUCCGAUUUGAUUGGCUUCUCUGGCUACCUCAACGGGUCCACUCCUUUCGAUCUCAAUACGAAGCCGUCUGGAAGCAUCCCGAUCUCAUGCCAUGGGGCUCUGAUGGGUACAAGACUUUCUCGUACGGUGAUAUGGACUUUCGGUGUCCAUCCUGAUUGGCAACGUCAGCUCGCCAAGUUCGCCUCCGUGCAGGAUUAUCUGCGCGAAUGGGAGCCCACCGUCAUGGCCAAGCUCACGACUUUCUCGUGCUUGACUAUCACCGCGCUCGGCGUUGGCGUUAUCCUUAUCGACAAGUCCACACAGGCCACCGUCGACGCUUUGGCUAUCUGGGCCUCUGCGACCAGGAAGUGUGCUUACGACCUUGGCAAGAAAAACUUCUUCAUCACCGGUGAAGUUACGGGUGGUGAUACCUUCGGUUCAUAUGGCAGAGGCAGGACCCCGACUCAGCUUCCCAGUAACUUCGACAUCGCCGCCAACCUGACCGCCAACCAGAGCCAGUGCUUCCUUCGGGACGAGUCCGACAAUGGUCUUGACGCCGUCGCCUUCCACUACUCCACCUACCGCUCUCUCACUCGUUUCUUUGGAAUGGACGGCAAUUUGGCCGACGCUUACGAUAUCGACGUCAACUUCGUUACCUCUUGGAACCAGAUGUUCGUCGACAAUGACUUCUUGAAUGCCAUCACUGGCGACGUGGACCCGAGACACAUGUUCGUCAUGCCUGGCAUAUCUUUGAUUUACCAUGGUGAAGAGCAGAACGUCUACUUAUACGAUACCACCGCACAGAAUUACCUCUACGGCCGUCAAGCCAUGAUCAGUAAUAAGGCCUGGCAGCGUCAUGGAUGUCACCAUCUCGGAUCGGAGCAGUACUACAACAUCGCGCUCGACAAGUCUCUCAUCGGCUGCCUCGACGACUGGAACUCUCUCGACCACUUCGAUCCCAUAAUGAACAGCCGUCGUAUGAUGGCUCACAUGUUCUACCUUCACUUCGUCUACGGCGCUCUCCAAAAUGGUUUCGGUCUCGUGCAACAGGGCAACUGGGCUUAUCAGAUUGAGCGCCCCGGUUCUAACGGUACCGCGACCGAGAUAGGUCUUUGGUCGAUCUCCCGUUCGGAUAUUACCUCGCAAACCCUCAGCGGAAACAACCCCGACGAAGUUUGGAUGCUCUACACCAACGAGCACACCACGAAAACCUGGACGUAUGACUGCACUAGCUCUAACCUGAUCUCUACUCUAUACCAGGCCGACACCAUCGUCCGGAAUCUGUUCUAUCCCUACGGGAACUGA
Molecule: messenger RNA, 1968 nt
Organism: Stereum hirsutum FP-91666 SS1
Lineage: Eukaryota; Fungi; Basidiomycota; Agaricomycetes; Russulales; Stereaceae
Product: glycoside hydrolase
Exons: 12
Coding region: 1-1968 (655 amino acids)
Biological process (GO): fungal-type cell wall (1->3)-alpha-glucan biosynthetic process
Cellular component (GO): fungal-type cell wall
Molecular function (GO): alpha-1,3-glucan synthase activity
Source: RefSeq, a predicted model, not a curated record